AUGUUCCAUAUACUUUACAGCAAAUGUUCUAUACCUUACAAAAUAGGAAUCAAAUAUAUUGACAACAGUGCUGCUGCAAAAGAUGGCAACAACAGAAAAACGCUAGGGUUCGUACGGGCUGGAGUGCAGACACAGACUGAUGGCGGGGUAAAAGUUACGGAAAAUCGAGAAGACAUUGAGCUACCAGAAGAAAGCGACUCCGAUGGUGAUGAUGAGAAAGUGGAAAUUGUAAAGAAGGAUGUUCCAUCUGAGGUCUUUGGAGGACUGGUCAGAAAGAGGGUUGAUUCGAGGAUAAUGCUCCUGCAAAUAGUGAGAACCGGCGGCUUGGUGCUCUUGAUAGGAUAA
Molecule: messenger RNA, 345 nt
Organism: Linum trigynum
Lineage: Eukaryota; Viridiplantae; Streptophyta; Magnoliopsida; Malpighiales; Linaceae
Source: the annotation of a GenBank genome assembly